This is a messenger RNA of Colletotrichum orchidophilum, 384 nucleotides long. RefSeq lists its product as uncharacterized. The record is from RefSeq and is a predicted model, not a curated record. Lineage: Eukaryota; Fungi; Ascomycota; Sordariomycetes; Glomerellales; Glomerellaceae. The coding region runs from base 1 to 384 and encodes 127 amino acids. The transcript has a single exon.
AUGAAGUUCCAACAUCUCCUUGUCUUCGCGGCCGGCGUCAUCGCCGCACCUGCCCCAGAGGAAGUUGCCAAGCCCGUUCCUGUCGAUAUUGGCGCUACAGUCCCGUCCCAUCUUCUCAUCUGCGCUGGAGCCUUUAUCGAGGUCUCGGAAAUCGACUGGGCAAUGAGGAACCGGAGGGACGAACUACAGCUCAAUGCCGGAUGGUGGGACGAGGUCCCCGUCGCCUGCCAGCCAAUCAAUGGUACACAUACUGCCCAACCGGUGUUUGGUAUUCGGUUCAUGUACAACCACACUCGAGACGAAAAGGUGAAGACAGAAGUGGAGGCAGUUUUUGUGCAAUGCAAGCCGCCGAACCACUGGAAUCUGACGUGCGACGACGUUUGA